GGAGACAGGGCAAAAAUGAAGAGAGACGGGCCCUUUAAACUAGACAGAAGACUCAGUGACACACACACAUGCAGUCCUGUGUGUGCAGAGCUCUCUUGGCAGAGCAGCUCCGAGCUGUGCAAAGGGACGUGCCCAGAGUGGACAAACCAUGCUAAUUGUCUGGGAGAGAGACCCAGUGCUAGAACCAAGAUGAAGACAGAAAGGGAAGCUUACUCGAGAGCUUUGGCAGUUCCUGCUUUUUUACGGAUCCUGUGCCUCCUCUUCUUCGCCCAGACAGACCUGGUGAAGGGGGUGAACAUCACGAGUCCCGUUCUCCUGAUCCGGGGUACUCUAGGGGGGAUCGCUCUGCUGUCGGUUCACUACACCAGCACUAGCAGUGACGAGCCCGUCAUUAAGUGGCAGCUGACGAGGGACAAGCCCAUCACUGUGGUCCAGUCCAUUGGCACCAAGAUCAUUGGCAACCUGCGGCCAGAGUACAAGGAUCGCAUCCACAUCUUUGAGAACGGCACUCUGCUGCUGCACAACCUGCAGCUGUCAGACGAGGGGAGCUACGAGGUGGAGAUCUCCAUCACUGAUGACAUUUUCACUGGGGAGAGACACAUCAACCUCACCGUCGAUGUGCCAGUUUCCAGGCCCUACGUGUCCAUGGUUUCCUCAACGGUCCUAGAAUUGAGUGAAAACUUCAUCCUCAACUGUUCCCAUGAGAUCGGGACCAAGGCUCGCUACAGCUGGCUUAAGGGAGGGAAGCCACUGGCCAAUGACUCGCGUCUCCAUCUGUCACAUGACCAGAAGAUCCUCACCAUCACACGGGUGAUGAUGUCAGACGAUGACAUCUACAGCUGCACGGUGGAGAACCCAAUCAGCAGCAUGAAGAGCAUCCCCAUCAAACUCACAGUCUACAGACGCAGCUCUCUGUACAUCAUCAUCUCCACCGGGUGCAUAUUCCUUCUCAUUACCCUGGUAACUGUGUGCGCCUGCUGGAAACCCAAGAAAGAUAAAAGUCAGCUAGCGAAACAAAGCUCUACAGAAUACGUGGAUCAAAAUGACUUGAAACACGAAGCUGAGGUCAUGUCAAAAACAGCAGAGCAUGAGCGCAAAAACCCUGUGGCUCUGUACAUAUUAAAGGACACGAAACCAGAUGCUCCUCAGAGGUGCACGGAGAGGACAGCAGCUAAGGACUCCCCAGACACGGAGGAAGAGUCCCCUACAGAUUCCCGCGGCACGGUGGAGACAGGUGGUCCGCCCAGCUACUCCAGUUCCCCCCCUGCGUUGGCCCGCUCCCCUGGACCCCAUCCCCGCUCAGCCCGCCGCUACCACCGAUCGCCUGUGCGCUCCCCCCCCUCUGGCCGCGCUCACAAGUCCCCCAGCCGCUCUCCUAGCUCCCCGGCCCGCGCACGCAGCGCCACACGCAUGGCCCGCCCCGGAGGGGGGGUCCACAUGAUCCGUGAGCAGGACGAGGCCAGCCCCCCCGUGGAGAUGAACCCCUAGACCCACCUUUCACCCCACUCCCCCACAGCCUCUCCAACGACAGUUCGAAAGACAUUUGUAACUGUUUAUCAUGGUGAACGGUGGAACAUUCUGAGCUUGGUUCUCUGUAAAAUAUCUGUACCCCACACCGCUGAAUAGGGUUUUAGAUUCUAGGUUUUUAAAGUUCAAAUAUAGCGCAGUGUAAGCCUCCGAAUCCCCUAUUUUAUUUUUAGUUUAAAAAAAAAAUAAAAAAAUCCAUCCCUACAGGUAACUUUCAAUUUCCUUGGACAGAUUUAAAUAGCAUGUACAUUGAGCUAUGUAUACCCUGCGUAAUGCUGGUGUUAUCUCAGACCUGUUACUCAAGAAAGAGUUGUUUCAGUCUAAGCCAAUCAGCAUUUUGAUCUGCAGCUGUGCUUGGAGCGCUCUGAUUGGCUCAGUUGAUUGUUGUUUAAAUCUUUAUUUGGACUCUGAUUGGUUAAUGAAAAAAAAACUGCAACAUUAAUAGUUAAAUGAUCUGCAACUAAAUACCAAGACUGCACCAACAAUGUAACUUGCUGUAGAUAAAUAUUAAUGCAUGCAAUGUAAAUGAAGAAGUAGUGCACCGUGUCAAAGGCUGGUUUGUGAUUAAUGUGUCUUGCGUUUCCAGUAGGAACUAUAAAUGGUACACCAGACUGUGGAUAAGGAGUUUGACCACAUUGAGGUCGGCUAAUAUGAAAUUAGCGACCACUGUGACAUGCCACCAAUACCUGCAGUCUGGUAAUUACAGUGUUUUAAACAGGGCUCUCUUAUAAGUCAGGCAUCAAAGGCAAGAUCAUAUAUUAUGCCGAUUAAAAUCUGCUCCACACAUCAAAAUGAUCUGAAUUUGUUCCUCUUUGCUUAAAGACGUUUCACACUUGUUCUUGUAAAAGAAACAGAGCCGAUUACAGUAGGUCUCUUGAUGCCUGACGUAUGGGACACGCUGCAGAAUAGUGAUUAGUCCACUGGGUGUAUUUCAUGUUGUGCAUGUAGGGGGUGCCUCUACAUACCACUGCUGUCAAUCAAUAGUUAAUCACAGUUACUGGGAAUUACGAGCCAGAACUGGGAAUAGAGUCUUUUUAAUGGCUUGAGAGAGGGUUACAGAGGCUAACCUCAUAUUGUACAGUAUAUAGACAUAACAUUGACUGUGGUAACUAGUUGAAGUGCCUACAGUAUAAUUCUAUUCACCGAGGCUCCAAUGACGUGUUCUUGUCCAUGUUGUUUGCUGUUAAACCUGACCUUAGCUAUAUUUUCUCUACAUGCUGAGCAAAUCAUUAAAGCAACAUGAUCUUUUAGGCAAAGUGUAGUCUCUAGAAAAUAAACCACUAAUCAGAAAAUAGAAAUAAAAAGUAAUUAUCUACCCAUAAAAGCUACUUCAAUGUUUUUACUUUAAAAAGCACUUGUUAAGAAUUGCAACUAGACGAAUCCCUUUGACGUUGGGGGACACUGUAUGCAGAGAGCCCAGAACAGUCAAAAUCCUGUUUUUUCUCAUGAAGCUUAAAUAAGAGGACAGAGCAACUGGAGAAUAUGACAGAGAUCCAGAUAAAACAUGGCAACAUCGAACUGCAAAAAUGACAGCUCUCUAUAUAUAAUCAAUUUCUUUGGACGCCCUAAUUAUACAACAAUAACAAUUUCUAGUUUUACAUUUAAAAGUAAAAAGACUUUGCAGAACCCUACUGCCAGCUCAAGAGCUGCUUGCUUGAAUGUGUUUCACUUGUCUUGAUACCGGCAGUGCAACAGAGAGCAGGGGCUCGGUGGAUUGUCCCGAACCCAGUUAUAUGAUAUAAACUCACCUGAACCUCUAUGAACUACCGCUGUCGGAGAAAGAAUAAAAAAAUCAGUAACCAAACGAAAAGAACAACAGUCGGUGUUAUGUGUCCUGUACUGUUACCUUAACGAUGAACCACCUUCGUUGGAAAUCUGCAAAAUUACACAACAUCGUUAAAGGUCACACUGCUGCACUUUGUGUAUUUUGUUACCAUGUACCAGAUAACCUGCAGUUGUACAACAGCGCCCUCUAGGGUCUACGUGGCACAGUGCAAGCUGUUCUACAAUAUUUGUUACCUGCCAAAUUUCAUUGCUCAACAGUGCUACUGAAUGCUUAUUUGUACAUUAACUAGUACAAAGGGCAUCGCUUUAUAAUACCCCAUCUGACUGUCCACUGAAUAUGUGUAAUGCAUUCUGUAUUCAAUUCAUAUGAACUAAGCAUCUGUGAAUGGUACAGUCCAUUCAACACGUAUUCAAGUAAGCAACGCUGCCACUAUUAGGCCAGCUAGUAAGAUAAGCAUAAUACUAUGCUGGCGUAUGUUUUGGUAACAUGACUAACCUGUUCCUCUGUAGCCAAAAUGUGAUUUUUGAAUGUAAGUAAUGAUCUAAUGUCUGUGUUAUUAUUUUUACAGACGUUGUGUAGAAGAAUAAUGUAAUUGUGCAAAGAAAAUAUUCAAUAAAAAAAUGACAUGAAGAUAA
This is a messenger RNA of Polyodon spathula (Mississippi paddlefish), 3948 nucleotides long. RefSeq names its product hepatic and glial cell adhesion molecule b (gene hepacamb). The coding region runs from base 16 to 1488 and encodes 490 amino acids. NCBI's taxonomy places the organism in Eukaryota, Metazoa, Chordata, Actinopteri, Acipenseriformes, Polyodontidae. The transcript is spliced from 8 exons. The record is from RefSeq and is a predicted model, not a curated record.